AUGCAGGAGGAGAAACUGACGGAUCUGCAAGUGGCGGAGAUCAAGAAAGCAUUCUCCAUAUGCGACAAAGAUGGCAGUGGCAGCAUUGAUCUUCCCGAGCUCAAGACAGUGAUGACGGCCAUCCUGGAUGAGGAGCCCAGUGAAGCCGAGUUGGCACAGCUGAUGAAGACCAUUGACAAGGACCACAGCGGCACCAUCGAGUGGGAAGAGUUUCUCGACGCCAUGACCAAUUGGUUCAAGCAGGACUACAAGGUGCACAAGAGCGGCAACAGCGAUCCGAUGAGCCAGAAGAAAUCCAAUCCCGAUCGGGAGAGGAAGGACGUCCACAAGAAGAUCAAGAGCUUCUUCGCCCAGUUCAAAAAGGGCUCCACCUUCGACAAGAUUCGCUCGGAGCUGCAGAAGGAAAAGCGCCUGCGAUACCUGGAAGAGUGCAAGAAGAUGCUGGAGCGAUUCCCGGCCUUCCACAAUGCCCUGAACUCAGACAACCCGCUAUCGCAACUGGAGGCCAUGACGAACGUGGUCAAGCUCUUGUCCAUCGUGGAGGUCUUUGCCACUCCUCAGGAAAGGCGCGGUGUGGCGGAAGUGAUCAUCAAGAUCUUCGAGCUGUUUGUGCAGACGGGCAUGACCCCGCGCAUCAUCCACAUCCUGCAGACGUCCGACCCGCAGCGACCCCAGCUCCAGGAGCUGGCUGCGCGUAUUCUGACCUACUUCAUCCCGGGUCCGCGCAUCGCUUCAACACCCGAGGACUCACUGCUCCACCCCAACCAAAUGUUCUUCAAGAAGCUCGUCAUCUCCGAGGGAGGCGUGCCUAUCCUCAUCAAGCUGCUCCACCACCCUGUCCCCGAAGUCCGCCAGCAGGUCCGGGGCGUGUUGGCGCUGGGCUGGCUGGCGGCGCACAACCCAGAGUGCCGGGACCACCUGCUGCACCAUCGGGUGGUGCCUGCGCUGCUCCAUAUCUCGGGCAACGUUACCGACCUCGAGGUGGCCAAGGCCCUCUCGUGGACCUUUUCCAUCCUGUGCGGUGUCACCCACCCUCGCAGCAAGCUCCCGUCCUGGGAAGCGAUCGCACCGAUGCUGCCGCACCUGGGCAACUUUUUGUUUUCGGGGGAUGAGGACGUGCUCGCCAACGUCCUGUCGGCACUUUCGCUCGUGCUGCCGGGCGUUCCCGAGGCGAACGUGUGCCGGCGGCUGGUGCAGCUCCUCGCUUCCUCGGCCCCACGCGUACAGCGAGGGGGGCUGCAGACGAUCACCUACGUCCUUCGCUUCGACGACAAGCAGACCCAAUUCCUCAUCGACUCUGGCCUCACCGACGCCCUCGCUCAUCUGCUCCGCUCCGACGACGAACUCGUGCGCGUUGCCGUUUGCGAGACCCUCAUUGUCCUCGCCGGCGCCAUCAUCAAGGCCGACAUCGUGCCUCGCCUGUUGCAGCUGCUCGCCACAGAUGAGCUCAUGCGAUGGAAGGUGGCCAAGGUGGUCAAGUAUAUCACUCGCGGCAACGCCCCGCAAAUUGAGUAUCUCGUGAAGCAAGGCGUGGUGCAGGCCUUGGCCAAGUCACUGGUGCACUUCAAGGUCUACGACCAAGUCCUCACCGAAAUCUACAAAUUCUGUGGACCCUCGUUCAACUUCGAGUUUGUUCGCGACGUGCUUGCGGCGCUUGACAACAUCGUCAACGUGGGCGAAAUGGAGGCCGAGGAGAAGCAAAAGCUCAACCAGUACGCUCUGUCGUUUGACAUGGGGUGCGUGGACAGCAUCCGAGGCGUGCUCCAGGCGCUGCGCUACGCCUCCAAGGACGAGCUCGAUGCCUGGCGCCAGAACUCCCACACCCCCGGAGAGGCGCCCGUGGAAGACAAGAUACGGUCACUUCUGUUCAAGAUCAAGCGCGUGCACGACGGCAACAGCGAGGCCAAGAUCUCCCGCCACAUCUCUCAGAUGAUUGGCUCUGUGUGGAAGGAGUACUACAAGGACAACCAGGACCACCUCGACAACAAGGUGCUCGUCAAGUGCUACCAUGGAGAUGACAUCCGUGUCGUCGAGGUGCCGCGUGACGUGCGCUACCAGGACUUCCUCAGCGAGCUGCAGGGCAAGUACGUGGGUCCGCUCACGGUCACCUACAAGGAUGAGGAAGGCGAGUCCAUCACGAUCGACUCGCAGGGCUCGCUCGAGACGGCCAUCCACAAGCACCUGAAGGAGGCCGCCAAAACCCUCAAACUCCGCAUCUCCAUCCGGGGACUUACGGCCUUCUCGCCCUUGGCGACCCCUUCGGCCUCUCUUCGCGGUUCGCCCAUUCCUUCGCCCCGUGCGUCGCCCCCUGGCUCCCCGCUCCGCAAGCGCAAGCGCCCCGCCGAUGACGUGCCAGUCCGCGACGAUGACGACGACGACGACGAGGCUGAGGCGGAGGAGGAGCAGGCAGCGUACACAGCGGCAGACCAGCAGAGGAGUGAGAAGAGCAGGCAGCACGACGACGACGAACCCGUCGCCCAGCAGCCGCGCCGCAUCCCCGCUGCUGCCCGUUCCUCCUCCUCCUCCUCGUCGUCGUCGUCCUCUCCUCAGACGCAGCGUCGCGGGGGCUACAUGAGCGGGCAGGUGAGCGGGGCCUCUUCGCCCAUGCCCGCCCUCCACUUCCCCCUCGCCACGCCCCUCAUCCGCCAGGGAGAGGCCUUUUCGUUUGGCGACAGUCUCGACCACAUCAAGCGCGAGGAGAAAAAGGCGCUCCUGGCCCAGCUCGAGCAGACCACACACUUCUCCCGCGAUGAGCUGGAGAAGCUGUACGCCAAUUGGUUGAAGCAGGCGCGGAACGGCUACGUUGGCCGUGAGGAAUUCGAGGCGGGUCUCAACGCAAUUGGUAUCUCGGAUCCGCUCAUCAUUGAACAGAAUUUCUCCGCUUUUGACCACAACAAGGACGGCAAGAUCAAUUUCAGAGAGUUCGUUACGGGACUGUCCGUGGUGCAGAAGGGCACCAUGGAGGAACGCCUCAAGUUUCUCUUCGACGCCUACGACGUCGACGGGAGCGGCACACUCACCCCGGACGAAGUCUACAACAUCUUCAAGGCCUCGCUGGCGUCCAAGGGAGAGACCAUCAGCACAAAAGAAAUUCGCGACAUGGUGGACGAGUGCUUCCGGCAGAUCGACGUGAACGGGGACGGCGAGAUCAACUACGAGGAGUUCAAAACAGCCGUGACCAACCAGCAGCUCAUGAUCUCCUGCUUCGUCCACUACCCCACGGACCACCACCAGCAGUAA
This is a messenger RNA of Acanthamoeba castellanii str. Neff, 3240 nucleotides long. Its product is annotated as EF hand domain containing protein. Gene Ontology annotation, cellular component: nucleus. Gene Ontology annotation, molecular function: protein binding; nuclear import signal receptor activity; calcium ion binding. Lineage: Eukaryota; Discosea; Longamoebia; Acanthamoebidae. The transcript has 22 exons. The coding region runs from base 1 to 3240 and encodes 1079 amino acids. Gene Ontology annotation, biological process: NLS-bearing protein import into nucleus. The record is from RefSeq and is a predicted model, not a curated record.